AAGGCGACGUUUCAACACCGGAAACAAGUCAUUGUCAACAUUGCGGUUCAGAUAAAACGUUAUACAUUUUCGUAUUGCUUCUGUCUGGAGAAGAACACGGCUCCUUCAUAUCAAGUGUGGCUUAUUCAAAAAAAAACAUGAACGUCAAAGUCCGGCCUGCAACAAAAGAAGACUGCAAGGAAAUAUCGAGGAUGAUAUCGGAGUUGGCGGUCUAUGAAAAAAUGCCCGAGCAAGUGAAGAUAACUCACGAAGAACUGGAGAGGGACGGUUUCUGUCAAAAUCCCUUCUUCGAAUGUCUUGUUGCAGAAGUGCCGGAGGAGCAUCGGUCUAAAGAAGGUUUCCCGAUUGUCGGAUACGCCCUUUACUUUUACACCUACAGUACGUGGAAGGGGCGGUCCGUGUAUCUGGAGGACCUGUACGUGAUGCCAGAAUUCAGGGGAAAGGGCAUCGGCAAGGGCUUACUGAGCAAAGUAGCUGAGGUGGGGAAGAAGAAGCAGUGUGUGCGGCUGCAGCUGUCUGUGCUGGACUGGAAUACUCCCUCUAGAGACUUCUACGCUGCUAAAGGAGCUCAGGACAUCACCGCCAGCGAAGGCUGGCACUUCCUACGUUUUGUCGGACAAGACCUGGACAAUUUAGCAAACGAAGCUCCCAAAGAUUAAGAGGUUUUCCUGAGGAAAAUGUGUCUGUUCAUCACCCUGAAGAUGGCGCCAUAAUAUGCCACACUGUAAUUCUUCACACCCUUCUUGCCUUUUUUCUGGUUUAACUAAAUCAAUUGCAAGGUUCUAUGUGUAAUUUUGAUAUAUGAUUUUGAGUAAUCUUAAAAUACAUACUCUUAUGAAAGUAGCUGACCAUCAUUUUAUCUUUCAUAUCAUUUGUAAAUCCACAAUGAAACAAAACACUGCCUUUAUUACGAAAUCCAACAGAAUUACGCUCUUGAUUGUCAACUUUGUCAGAUUGGAUAAUGCUUGGUGAAUAUCAUUGGCAAUUUUAUUAGCAAGGCAAUGUUAUUGGACCAGAUAAAGUCAAAUUCCAGAUUUGAUACCAUAUUAACCCUGUCGGUGGCAUGUUUAAAACUGCCAAUGAACUGAGAGGAUGUCCAGCCAAUGAGGUUUAAGUGCACCACCGAGCUUUCAGUACUUCCUGUUCUGGUAAAGAGUCAAAUCGUGGAUUACUUUGAAAGUAAUAAAACCAUAUUCAUGGAUUUAUGUUUGUGAAGUUGAUAAUCAAAGUCUCCCGUUGAUAGCUCUGAUUCUUCAUUGUUC
Messenger RNA from Pungitius pungitius (ninespine stickleback), 1262 nucleotides. RefSeq names its product spermidine/spermine N1-acetyltransferase family member 2b (gene sat2b). The transcript is spliced from 6 exons. NCBI's taxonomy places the organism in Eukaryota, Metazoa, Chordata, Actinopteri, Perciformes, Gasterosteidae. The coding region runs from base 138 to 659 and encodes 173 amino acids. The record is from RefSeq and is a predicted model, not a curated record. Gene Ontology annotation, molecular function: N-acetyltransferase activity.